UCUCGUGCGUACCCGAAAGGGAAAAGCCUCAUCCAGACCUACCUCUACCGGCAUCUCAUCGGCUGCCGCCAAAACCCUAACCCUAAACUCCCCGCGCCCCCCUUCCUCCUCCUCCUCCUCCUCCUCCCAUGGCGAAGAGGCGAAAGCCCUCUCCUGAGCCAGAUCCCUCCUCUUCAUCUGAAGAAGAAGAAGAAGAAGAAGAGGAAGAGGAAGAGGAAGAAGAAGAGGAAGAAGAAUCCAAAUACGACGACGAGGAGGAAGAUGAAGCAUCCGAGGACGAAGUAGAAGACGAAGAAGAAGAAGAAGAGGAAGAGGAAGACGAAGAAGAAGAGAAGUUAGACCCCUCGAACCGCGAGGCUAUCCGCAUGCUGUUGGAGCCCUUUGGCAAGGACCAGCUGAUGGAGCUCCUCAAGGAGGCCGCCCUGAAGAACCCCUCCCUCCUCUCCCGGAUCUCCGCCUCCGCCGAGUCCGACCCCGUCCACCGCAAGAUCUUCGUCCACGGCCUCGGCUGGGACGCCACCACCGAGACCCUCGCUUCCGUCUUCUGCCAGUACGGCGAGAUCGAGGAGUGCCGUGUCGUCGUCGACCGCAAUACCGGCCGCAGCAAGGGCUAUGGCUUCGUCCUCUUCCGCACCCGCGCCGCGGCCCGCAAGGCCCUCAAAGAACCCCAGAAGCGGAUCGGCCACCGCAUGACUUCCUGCCAGCUCGCUUCCUUCGGUCCUCCUGGUGCCCAGGGCCCUGCCCCCGACUCCACCGGCCGCAAAAUCUUCGUCAGCGGCAUCGCCGACCACAUCAACCCCGAGCGCCUCCGCGCCUUCUUCACCCGCUUUGGCGAGGUCGAGGAGGGCCCCCUCGGGUACGAUCGCAACACUGGCAGGCUCCGCGGGUUUGCCAUCUUUGUCUACAAGUCAUCCGACAGCUGCAAGAAGGCGCUGGAGGAGCCGAAGAAGUUCUUCGAGGGAUGUGAGCUGCACUGCCAGAGGGCGGUCGAGGGGCUGAAACCCAAGAUCCCUUCGGGGGCGGCAGCGGCGGCUGGAGGUGCUGCUGCAGUGCCGGCAGUCCUGCAGCCGAAUGACCUGGCUCUCACGUAUGCUUCGCAGUCGGUGCUGGGUCUGAAUCCAAUGGCGGGAUUGGUAGGACAGACCCUCAACCCAGCUCUGGGGCUUCUGGGGCAGAACUCUGGGGUUGGGGUGCUGAAUCCUGGAGCUGCGACAGUGGCGACAGCAGGGAUAUCACCCUCGUUGAAUAGGAGCAUUACAACUCCGCCACCUUAUGGACUUGGAUUAGGGCUUGGCGGGGGUGGGACGGGGGUCAAUAGCAUAAGUCCUAGUAUUAUUGGGAGUUAUGGUUCUCAGGCAGCUUUGCAGGGUUGGGGGGUUUACCAGAACAGUCAGCUGCCUUCAACAACUUCGAUGAGGUCUCAAUCUGGCAUUGGAUCGAUGGGUGCUGGCUUGCCAUCAUAUCUCGGCCGCUAGGAGCCUGAAGGAGGGACAUGGAGAUGUUUCCUACUCUUAGCAAAAAGUUGCAAGCAUUUCAGCUACAUAUGUUGGUUAGUGUAGUUGGUGCCGUCUCUCAUGUUUAUAGCUGUACUCCGCUGUUGUUUGGCAGACAUUUAUGGAUCACUGCUCUGGAUUUUUGAGGAUCAUGUAUCACCUAGCCACAUUGUCAGGAAUAUUUCCAAUCACCUUUAUGUUUUAUGAUGCUUUGAUUGGUAGUUGAUCUAGGCCUUUUAUGUCGUGAAUUGAUGUGUCAGGCUUCUGCACCUGUCUGAUUUAUCAUUACUUUUAAAAUUAAGAGAUCAAGGUUAGUGCUA
Messenger RNA from Phoenix dactylifera (date palm), 1813 nucleotides. RefSeq lists its product as uncharacterized. Gene Ontology annotation, molecular function: RNA binding. Gene Ontology annotation, cellular component: nucleus. The record is from RefSeq and is a predicted model, not a curated record. Lineage: Eukaryota; Viridiplantae; Streptophyta; Magnoliopsida; Arecales; Arecaceae.